Iphiclides podalirius (scarce swallowtail) is the source of this 348-nucleotide messenger RNA. The record is from the annotation of a GenBank genome assembly. Lineage: Eukaryota; Metazoa; Arthropoda; Insecta; Lepidoptera; Papilionidae.
AUGAUUGGUUUAGCCCUAAUUGCUACUGGAACUGGUGGUAUAAAACCGUGCGUGGCAGCUUUUGGCGGUGAUCAGUUUCGACUACCCGAAGACAACCAGCGUCUGCAAAGGUUCUUCUCGACGUUCUACUGCACCGUCAACCUUGGGGGCUUUAUGGGCAUGGUGGUAACCCCGGCACUUCGACGUAGCGUAAUGUGUUUUGGUGAUGACACAUGUUACGCCCUCGGUUUCGGCUUUCCGGCGCUGCUCGUUCUCAUCUCCAUAGGCACCAAAUUUCUUGAGCCCUUUGCCCGGAGGCUGUCGGAGCCACUGUCAAUAAAAGGCGGCAAGCAUCCUGGCCCUGGUCUG